UAACUUAUUGCACCAGUGCAACAGUGCAGCUAGAAAGAACACAACGAAUAGACCCCUAGUGUUCGGUGUAAACUAGGGCUAUGUGUUUCCACCUUUAUAGUAACAGAUUUUCUAACCUGAAUAGUUAAAUUAAAUAAUUAUUUUAAAUAGUGUCAAAAAAAUGCUAAAGUGCGAAAUUUGUGGCUGUCGCGAUUUUUAUAAAGCGUCAGGUUAUUUCUUUUGUACGAUAUGUCAAACACAAAGCCAGGAUGUCGGAGAAGAGGUAGAAUUAGAAUUACCCAUAGAAAAUACCAUGAGAUUACGAAAAACGAAAAUACAUUGUGCUAAAAAUGACAAAGAUGAGGUGCUUGGAUGGACAUCUUGGGAAUUAUAUAAUUUUGUUUUAAUUGGUUUGACAAAUGAGCUUAUUGAGCUUGGUGCAUCACCUGAUAUAAAAAUAACAGUGUUGCAACUAUGGGCACGAUACCUAGGAAAACUAGAAGUAGCUUUUAUUUCAACAAAAAAAAAACUGAGACCAAAAUUAGCUAGAAGAUAUAAGAAAAGGUUGUUAUAAAUUUUUGUAUAUAAUAUUAAGGGGGAACACCAGGGCACUGGUGAUGGCACUAAAAAAAUGCCAUAAAUAUUUAAGGGAAUGCUGGAGUCAUUUGUUUUACUGACAAAAAAGACAGUAAUUUUUGUUUCGCAAUAUCUUUCUAUUUCUUUUAUAGAUUUGGAAAUCCUGCAGAAUGAAAGUAUAUGCAUAUUAUCAGUUUAUAGGGUGAAGUUUACCAAAAAAAUGGAAAAAAUUGUUAAUUUGCUGUUACAUUGUUUGCUUAACAUAAAAAAGAUGUAUAGUUUGUACUUACAAAAUUUGUAUUCACAGACUGGUAGCCGAUGAGAGCAAACAGUGUUGAGUUUCGAAAAUUAAAUUUUGAUGCCUAAUUGAGAUAAAAUUGCAAAACAACAAUUUAAGUUAUAGAUGUGUAACAAGUUGAUAAGUAGAGCAACAUAAAAAAUUUUUUUUGUUGAUAUAAGGUCCAAUUUACAGAUGAAUAUUAAUAUGUAUACUUCAAUUCUGGAAAAAAAUUUCCAAAUCUAUAAAAAAAAUAUACGAAAUCUAAUUAAUGAUAUGUACGAAUGACUACAUUAUUGACCCUGAUCAAGUUUGAGAGGCAGUUCAGCAUUCCCUUAAGGUUUUUUUACUCACUCAUACAUUGCAGAAAUAGAGUUAAUGGGUUGAAAAGUACACACUUUGAACUUGGUUUAUGAAUUUUUUUAUUAAAAAAUAUGUAUUUUAAAGUACAAUUGCAGAAGUUGCUGCAACAUGAUGCACAGAAAAAGCACCUUACUAGUUAUCACCAUACAUGUUCAAUAAUGAUUUGAAAAUUGAAAGGAAAACAUUGUUUUAAUCUAUAUUAGUAUGGUUUCAAUUAAGCGUAGCUGAUUUCUAAAAUACGAGGUAUUGUUAAAAUGGCAGCUCUUAAAA
Messenger RNA from Monomorium pharaonis (pharaoh ant), 1465 nucleotides. Its product is annotated as TATA box-binding protein-associated factor RNA polymerase I subunit B-like. The transcript has 3 exons. The record is from RefSeq and is a predicted model, not a curated record. Gene Ontology annotation, molecular function: RNA polymerase I core promoter sequence-specific DNA binding. The coding region runs from base 161 to 553 and encodes 130 amino acids. Lineage: Eukaryota; Metazoa; Arthropoda; Insecta; Hymenoptera; Formicidae. Gene Ontology annotation, biological process: RNA polymerase I preinitiation complex assembly; nucleolar large rRNA transcription by RNA polymerase I. Gene Ontology annotation, cellular component: RNA polymerase I core factor complex; RNA polymerase transcription factor SL1 complex.